This is a messenger RNA of Lytechinus variegatus (green sea urchin), 3762 nucleotides long. Its product is annotated as lymphocyte expansion molecule-like. The transcript is spliced from 10 exons. The coding region runs from base 214 to 1455 and encodes 413 amino acids. The record is from RefSeq and is a predicted model, not a curated record. NCBI's taxonomy places the organism in Eukaryota, Metazoa, Echinodermata, Echinoidea, Temnopleuroida, Toxopneustidae.
UGUGGAUCAUCGCUACGAAAAUCCACCUGCUGCUAGCUGCAGAUUGCUUGCUCGCUAUACCGCUGUCAAUCUAACUGUAACAUGGAACGUUUUACAUAAAAACCAAUUGAAAGAUUUCACUUUAUUUGGGAAGGAUCAUAAUAUAAAUCAGUCGAUUUUCGUGUGUGAUAUAUACUUUGUUAAAUCUUCGAGUAAGAAAUUUCGUGGAGAAUUAUGUCUGCUUCCGUGAAGUCAUUUCAAGGCGCGCCUUUUGGCACACAGAAAGCCAGGUUUGAUGUGUCUGGCGUUCAUCCCCAGAGUAAGAUGCCUGGAACUUACACUCAAGUCUGGUAUGAUAAGAAGUCUAUGCACAAUCUGAAAAGAAAGUUGGGUCCUGGAGUCUAUGCAGUAGAAGUAGGGAGUUUCAACGAAAAUGAAGUAGCACGGAAAGCAUCCGGUCCGGGAUGGUCGAGGGCUUACGAGACUGCUCGUAUGGCAGCGCUGCCCCAUCUACUACACAAGGAACAGUGGGAAAAGAAACGAAACAUUACAAGAAACCUUGGUCCAGGCUCAUACGAUAUCAAGGAUUUCCUUCAUGUAAUGGACGAUAGACCUUGUAGUACCCGGGGUAUAUGUCAGACCAGAGCAAGGAGAUUCAAACAAAACAAAACGACGGAAGUUCCUGGUCCUGGUACUUAUGGAGAAGGUGGUAUCCCUCACGCAGCAGUGGAAGCCAAGUCAAAAGUCUCAGCAAGUACAGUCGGUCUAUUAGAUGCUGGAUCAUCAACUCCAAGACACCUACCUACAGUGGGUUGCGAGCUUGGACCGGGAACCUACAGUAACAAGAGCUUCACAGAGGAACUGACUGGUAAGGUCACAAGUAACAGAGGACCCUAUGAUCUAUUUACUGGAGAGAGGAAUGCACCCAUCAAAACUGGUCAUCUUGCCAAAGCUGGUCAGCAUCCUCUUGGACCUGGUCAGUACAACCUGAAUUCGUUCUCCGAUAAAUGGCAAGACGAACACAAUUCAUGGAAAGGAAAACUAGGCAAGAUCUCUCAAUACCCAGACAGGCCGUCUGAACGCAUCUAUUGUUCUACACUCAGCCAAUGGCCAAGGAAAGGGACUGAUCCUGCCCCUGGUAACUAUACACCUAGAGAAUUGUCCAAGCCACAGGGUAAAAACCUUCCACCGUUCAUAUCAUCUGCCGAACGGUUUGAUAAACGAGCGAGGAAGUUCUUCACAGGACAGACGAAUCCAGUGGGUCCAGGACGUUACAACGUUCAACAUUGGCACGACGCUCAGCAUCAAAAUGGUCAUAAUAGUGUCUUCAACUCUAAGGUCAAGCGGGAAAGGACUAGCAGAGAUAACAUGAUGCAGGAGAGGAUCCAGGGUGUGAACACAGUGUCAAUGGGAAGUAAAAGCCAAUCAGCUGACUACGUCAGAGCAAGAAGGACCAUCUAUGCACAGCAAACAUAAAAACACUAUAAAAUAGGAAAAUAAUUUUGAACUGCAAUGGACAUCAAGUAUGAUGUCAUUUAAAGUGACAGUGUUAAGAUGACAGGAUGAUGAUCUUGGUUCCGGCUCUCUGCAAUGAACAUUCAAAAUCUUUUUAAACUGAUGUUAUGCAAAUUCUGAUCUCACAGUUAAGACCUUGAAGUGAUGAAAAAAGAUCUUCCCAAAAUUUUAGGAAUGAUUCCUUGUCAAUUUGGCAACAAUUUACCCAUUAAGUCAUUUCUACUUUUGUGAGCAUUUGUGUAGGACCACCUGUGUCAUAGAACCAUCUGUCAAUAAAGACAAGCUUAGCAACAUCCAUCAACCAUCAUCAUCACAAUCAUCAUUAUCAGUCAUCAUCAACAUCACUAUCAUCAUCGCAAUCAUAAUCAGUCAUCAUUAUCAACAUCACCACCAUCAUCAAACCCAUUAUACUGCAAAACUGGAAAUUUGAUGUAAAUACUAGGAGUGGAAGAUUAUCCUACCCUUUUAAUGAAAUGGUACCUUUGGUGUGAUUUUGUAAAUAAAAAUGAAUAUACCUUGCCAUAAUAAUGUAUUUAUUGACUGGAUAGGAGUCAUUUAUUGGGUUAAAUUAUGAUACUCGUUUUGUUGGUUUAAUUGCUCAACUACUUUCUAGAAAAAUUAAUGGCUUUUUGAGAGGUGUACCUGGCCUAGCAACCAUGUAUGAGAUUCUGUUUGUACUGCUAUAUAGUAUGGUGAUAGGAAAUAUUUUGUUCAGCAAGUGUGACUAAUGUUAAGAAUUCAUGAAAUUGAGUUGUGGAUUUCAUGAAUUCUGUUCUAUUGUAUUGGUCUCAAUGAGGUGAAAGAACCAUUUAAUUUCAGCGGGUGAUGAUGGUAGCAACUUUAUUUCAAUACUUGUGUUCAGUUAAUGUGUUGAUCCAUGUAGUCUACUUGCAAUGAUAAAGUUAAAGGAAUACUUUUUCAUGAAUAUUGAACGAGGAAUAUGGAACCAAGAAUUCCAUAGAAAUGUGGGCUCAAAUUUUUAUUUUUUUAUCAUGGGGGUGUUGCAUUAAGAUUUAAGUUGGACUAAAAAUGGACAUUCCAAGUUGCAUGGUAUAAAGCACAUCACUGUAUUUUUAAGAUCAUGCUUAGGAUGCUUGCUCUACCCCCGCAGGGCGGGUCACUUACCAUAAAUGUAUGAUCCGUAUGUGCCACGGUCGAGACCACCAUUUUCAGCCAAAAUUUCUCUUCCAGAGCAUCAUUUAGAAAGCCAUAGAAAUUCACAUUUUUUCCCCCAUUCCGGAGACCCUCGAAUUUGUGGUUUCUAGGAAGUGCCCAGUGCCGCUCAUACUCAGCACAGCACAAGCCAGCGAAAGCUCUGCAGAGCAAUUUGGAGGCAGCAGAUUGGGUCAUCGUGCAAAAACGUCAUGACCAAUGUCAUGCAACGCUCCAAAACAUAAAUUUAUGCCGUUCCAGAGCAUUGCAUUUUUAGCAAUCGUUGAUACUAAAGCAGUUCAGGGGGGGCAUUUCAUGAAAAGACUUGUCGGACGUUUUAUCCGACAAGUCCCAUUUUAUCCGACAAUUACCAUAGGAACAGUGUCUCUCAGCCAGUCAAAAUCAUGGAAAGAUGUCAGAUCUGACAACUUGUCGGAUGAAAAUAUUGAUAAAACGCUCCCCUGGAGACCCUAAUUUUAUGACCAAAAUUAAAUUCCAGAGCCCCUGAUUUUCAUUUUUUUGCGCAGCACAUAGGUAUCAUUUUAUAAUUGGAGUACCCCCUGGGGCUCCACCAUCAGUGAGAUUAUGCAUGAAACAACAAGUGUGUGUUAGAGACUAAGAAUGACCAAUAAUAAAGUCUUACUUUCAAUUUAGUGAAAUCUCACCGUGAAUUGAGACAAGGAUUAACGCUUACGGAUACCAUUCAAUGUCUUUCAGAGUUCAAAACUCUUAUCCAGGUAAAAUGGAAAUUCCUUCCAUUUUUAAAAUCAUUUUUAAUUCAAUGUAAUUAAUAUUCCUUUUAUGUCUUAAUUCAAUGUAAUGUGUACGAAAUAUUAGGUUUUCAAAAUAAAUAUUGAUCAUGCUAGGUAAAUUUUAAUAGAAAUAGAAAUGAUGGCGAUCUAUGUAGGUGAUUACAUACACUGUAAGCAUUAUAUAUUGAUAUAUCAUGUCAUGCUUGUAUAAAAUGUACUAGAUGUUUUAAAAGUCUAUUUUGUCAAAUAAAUCAUGAAAUGCUAUGCAUGCGCUUUAUUUAAUCUAUGCACAACGUACAUAAAGAAAUGUAAUCUUUGAAUGGGCAAUAUUUUUAGAUAGAAUAAAUACACAAGAAAUAAUAUA